AUGUCCCCCUUCAAUCAGCAUAACAAGGAAGACGGGAGUUUCGGAAAGCUGCCUCAGUUAUGGGAGGAAGAUGAUUCAGGAAAUAAAUCUAAGGCUACUCGUUGGCUUUUGUUUUCAACACAAUACCAACAAGUAGAGCAAGAACCACAAAAAGAUCUCCAUAAUUUGGAUUCCUUGUUUCUUGACACCUCACCUCCAUUUCGAUAUCAGAUGCACGAACUCGCUGAUAUUGAAUCUCAAUAUUCCGAGCUUAUUAAACCACACACAAGUCAUGAUGCAGUGCGCCAUGAAGUGAGAGGCCCCAAGCUAUCAACUGAUGCAGUCAUUCGAUUGGGUGGAGAAAGAUUCAUACAAUCUUGUUCAUCGUCUGUAAACGAUAUCUCGAUGCCUACCCAUCCUUAUGGGGGUUCCUUCUCUGGGUUUACUGAUCAGGAAGUUAAAGAUAUUGAACUCAUUGAAAAUCUUUUGCUUUCCGCAGAGAAGGUCACCCAUCAACAGUUUGAACGAUCAAGUAAGCUUCUGGACUGGUGCGAUUUGUUAUCAUCUAGUUCAGGAAACCCAAUUCAGAGAUUAGCUCACUAUUUCUCAAAAGCUUUACGAGAGAAGAUGGCUAAUGAAUCCGGGAUAAUUUCAUCCCAUGGCUCUGGAAAGAAAGAUGUAGCCGAAAUGGAAGGGAGAAUGAUGACCCCAAAUCCAACUACACUCUCUGUUUAUCAGAAGUUACCUUUUCUUCAGGCUGGUCAAUUUCCUGGAGUGCAGGCUUUGGUUGAUGCUGUAGCGGGGGCAACGAAAGUGCAUAUUAUUGAUCUAUCGAUCAAACAAGGCGUACAGCAUACGAUUCUAAUGCAAGCCAUUGCAUCUCAACCCAACUUAAUCAUCGAAAGUCUCAAAAUAACUGCUGUUGGGACUAUGUUCAAGGAGAAACUUGAGCAGACAGGAGAUCGGUUGAGGAGUUUUGCUGAAUCUAUAAGCAUGUGUUUGACUUUUAAUGUGGCAAUGGUGGAAGAUAUGCUUGAUUUCAAAGAAGAUCUCUUUGAGUUGGAUCCAGACGAAGCUUUGGCUGUUUACUCAUCGCAUGCAUUGUGGGGAAUGAUUGGGCAGCAGGAUCGACUAGAAUGCCUGAUGAACGUUAUAAAAAAUAUAAACCCUCGUGUUAUGGUGGUAUCUGAAGUUGCAGCAAAUCUUAACUCACCUAAUUUUGUGAAUCGUUUUAUUGAAGCUCUUUUCUUCUAUGGGGCGUUCUUUGACUCUUUAGAAGACUGUCUGGAUCGAGAAGAUGAAAAUCGUGCUAUCACUGAAUCUAUGUACUUUGGUAAUGCAAUAUGGAGCAUUGUGGCAGCAGAAGGAGAAGACCGAGUGGUUCGGCAUGUAAAUAUUGAUGUCUGGAGAAAAUUUUUCGCAAGGUUUGGGAUGCAAGAAACAGAACUGAGUAUGUCUUCUUUAUAUCAAGCAAACCUAAUGGCAGAAAAACUUCCUUCCGGAAGUUCUUGCACCUUUGAUAUGGACGAAAAGUGCCUCAUUAUUGGUUGGAAAGGAACACCGAUCCACUCUCUUUCUGCUUGGAAGUUUUCAUGA
This is a messenger RNA of Lactuca sativa (garden lettuce), 1575 nucleotides long. Its product is annotated as DELLA protein RGL2. NCBI's taxonomy places the organism in Eukaryota, Viridiplantae, Streptophyta, Magnoliopsida, Asterales, Asteraceae. The record is from RefSeq and is a predicted model, not a curated record.